GGGGAGGACAGCAGGUGCAGACAAACAGACAGACGGACGGACGGGGCCAUGGACACGGGCUGCGCGGGGCUCGGCUGCCUUCUGGUUGGCCUGGCUUUCCUGCUCACAGGGGCUGGCAGCUCUGAUGCAGAGCAUCGCCUAUUUGACCGGCUGUUUGAGGGCUAUAAUGAGAUCAUCCGACCAGUGGCCAAUGUGUCUGAUCCAGUCAUCAUCCAUUUUGAGGUGUCCAUGUCCCAACUGGUAAAAGUGGAUGAAGUUAACCAGAUUAUGGAAACCAACCUCUGGCUGAAACAUAUCUGGAAUGACUACAAGCUUAAGUGGAAUCCCGCUGACUACGAUGGGGCUGAGUUCAUGCGUGUGCCCUCUCAGAAAAUAUGGAAGCCUGACAUCGUGCUAUAUAAUAAUGCAGUUGGGGAUUUCCAGGUUGAUGACAAGACCAAGGCCCUGUUGAAAUACACAGGAGAAGUCACCUGGAUGCCUCCCGCCAUCUUUAAGAGUUCAUGCAAAAUAGACGUGACUUACUUCCCAUUUGACUACCAAAACUGCACCAUGAAGUUUGGUUCCUGGUCCUAUGAUAAAGCUAAAAUCGACUUGGUGCUGCUCGGCUCGUCUAUGAACCUCAAAGACUACUGGGAAAGUGGCGAAUGGGCCAUCAUCAACGCCCCUGGGUACAAGCAUGACGUCAAGUACAACUGCUGUGAAGAGAUUUAUCCUGACAUCACUUACUCUCUCUACAUCCGGCGCCUGCCUUUGUUCUACACCAUCAACAUGAUCAUUCCCUGCCUGCUGAUUUCUUUUCUGACGGUGCUGGUGUUCUAUCUGCCUUCCGACUGUGGGGAGAAAGUGACCCUCUGCAUCUCGGUCCUCUUGUCCUUGACCGUGUUCCUCUUGGUGAUCACUGAGACCAUCCCUUCCACAUCUCUGGUCAUCCCCCUGAUCGGAGAGUACCUCCUGUUCACCAUGAUUUUUGUCACCCUCUCCAUCGUCAUCACCGUCUUCGUUCUCAAUGUUCACUACCGCACGCCCAAGACUCAUACGAUGCCCCAGUGGGUGAAGACCAUAUUCCUGAACUGGCUGCCCAAAAUCAUGUUCAUGGCCAGACCCUCAAGCAGUGAGGAGGCUUCGCAGAAGUCCAGGCCUUUCUCCGGUGCCGAGCUCUCCAACCUCAACUGCUUCAGGGGCGCCGAGGCAAAAUGCUGCAAGGGGGGCUCGUCUUGCCAAGAUGGGACGUGUGGCGUCUGCCGCCACCAGAGGGUCAAGCUCUCCAACCUGAGCUCCAACCUUCCAAGGAGCUCCAGCUCAGAAUCUGUGGAUGCCACGGUCUCCUUCUCCAUUCUGUCCCCAGAAAUGAAAGAUGCGAUUGAGAGCGUCAGAUACAUUGCUGAAAACAUGAAGGCGCAGAAUGAGGCCAAGGAGAUUCAAGAUGAUUGGAAAUAUGUUGCCAUGGUCAUUGACCGCAUUUUCCUGUGGGUUUUCAUUCUGGUUUGUAUUUUAGGAACAGCAGGGCUGUUCUUGCAACCCCUGAUGACAGGAGAUGAAGUAUAGGUGACAUCGAUCAGGAAAGCCAUUCUGACUCCCAGCCGAAGCUGUUGUUCCAUUGUCCGAGAGCUCUGUCCCCCAACUUUCUUUAAGGAAAUAGACGUCUCUCUGGGUGCCGUCGGUAUCCUUGCACUUCCUUUGUUUUCAGCUAGUAAAUUUUUCCUUUUUAACUCACCCACUUACACUUUAACUGCCUUCACUUCACUAACCUCUAACACCUUAACACCACUUACACCCAGGUUUGCACCAAGCAAGAAGACAGUGUAUUGAUGCAUUUAUCCAUCAUAACAGUGUGGAUAACCAAAUUUUAUAAAUAAUGCAACAUGGGGAAAAUAACAAAUAAAUAUCAGAAAGCCUAAUUCUUCUAUGUGGGAAUUAGGUAUAUUCAGCAUAAUUCAGUUCAGCAAAAUUUUAUUAAGCGCAAGGCACUGGGGAUACAAGGACGAAAAAACAGUUUCCAUCUUCAAAGAGUUUACCUUUUAGUAGAAGCCAAAUUAUAUGCACAAAUAAGGAAAGGAUCAGAUACAGAGACUGGAAAGGAUCCUAGGCAAUCAUCCAAUCAGAUUUCAAGCUGGAAGGGACCCUUUUGUUUUACAGAUUAGGAAACUGAGGCCCAAAAAGAUUAAGCGACUCAUCCAAGGUGACAUAGUAGAAUCAGGAUUUGAACCCAGAUCUUUUUACUCCAAAUCCAUUGUGAUCAGAAGAGAAAGAAAAGAAAUCUAGAGAGUGCUAGGAGAAAUUUAUGAAAGAGUAGCUCAUUGUCUGCUGGCAGGAGGAGGCCAGGGAAGGCUUCCAGGAGGAGGUGAAGGAGCCUCUUUAACAGUUAAGAGAGGAUUGCUAGAAAGGAAACCUGGAUAGAGUUUGAAGGCAUUUAAAGGGGACUAGACUUGUGAUUUCAUUGGUACAUCUAGGCAGCAAGGUAGCACAGUGUAAGAAGGCUCGAUUUGGAGUC
Phascolarctos cinereus (koala) is the source of this 2491-nucleotide messenger RNA. It is a transcript of the gene CHRNA3, whose product is annotated as cholinergic receptor nicotinic alpha 3 subunit. NCBI's taxonomy places the organism in Eukaryota, Metazoa, Chordata, Mammalia, Diprotodontia, Phascolarctidae. Gene Ontology annotation, cellular component: postsynaptic membrane. Gene Ontology annotation, molecular function: transmembrane signaling receptor activity; acetylcholine-gated monoatomic cation-selective channel activity. Gene Ontology annotation, biological process: monoatomic ion transmembrane transport. The record is from RefSeq and is a predicted model, not a curated record.